CCACCAUUCACAAAUCUCAUAAAACCCGCAGCAAUGGCGCACAACAUCUCGAAACGUCCAUUCGACUCCUUCGCAGAACCCAAUGGCAGCAAACCAUCCUCAAAGAAACCCCGGGCAGACUCUGCUAAACUCCUCGACAAAAUCCGCGUGCUACCCAUCGAAACCACAGAACGCCUCCUAGACCAAAUCUGCCAAGAAUAUCCCAAAUUUGCAGCCAGAGUACAAGACGCCUACGCCGCUCACCUCGCAAAAACCGCUGCCCAGGCACCCGUGAACUUCGACCACUACUCGAAAGAAUGCUGGUACACUUUGAACAAAAGGUACGCAAGAUUAAGGCCGAGCCAACAAUUCGAAAUAGUAGGGGAUAUAAUGGAGGAAUUGAGUGAGGCGAGGGAGGAAAUUAUGGGGAAGGCGGGCGAAGAGACGAGGUUCGAGACAAGGAGGAAUGCACUUGAGGUGUUGAGGAAGAUCUGUAAGAGUGUGAUGUUAUGUAACGAGCAGCAGAUCCGGCAUGAGCUUAUGAAGGAUUGGAUGGUGCUUGUGGAGUUUGCGGAGAGUAUGGAGCAGUUAGCGAGGGGUAUGACAGCGGUGGAGAGGGAAAGGUACAAGGAGGAGGGCCUUUAUGAGAAGUUGGUUGAGUUGCAAGUGGAGUGUGAAAGUAUUGAUAUGGAGGGCUUGGCGGAUGUUUAUGCAGUGUUUGAGGAGGAUGGCGGUGAGGAAGAAGAUGGAGAGGAAGGGAACGAGGAGGACGAAGAUCCCGAAGACCCAGCAGUACAGCCGAUCCCUCCUGCAAGGAAACGGACGAAGGUGUUCUCAGUUGGGGAAUUAUCUUGAAAAACAUAUUGAAUCUACGGCAGAGAGCGGUUCUUUAUGUUGUUUUGGAAGAAAAGUUGAACGCUUCGGAGGCACUGCUUGGGAGAUAUUUGUAUGCUUAUGUUGGGCAACAUGGACUGCUUGAUUUGCAGAACUGCACGUUGGAUUCGGCCUUGCCAGUCAUAAUUCCCCGCCCUACAGGACGACGCAGAUUUUACAGAAGGGUUCUAUUUUGCAACACGUUCAACGCCCACCACUCCAUUCACGGGGUUGGAACUUUGCGAGGAAGUUCCGUUCGCCCCAUUUGCCUCGGGCUUUAUAUAGUACUUCGAGAAAUCCUCGUUCAAAGAAUUCAAGAACGCUGCUCCUCCUUUCUGCAUCUCCUCAUCCGUAUCCAUCUUUUUACACAUCUCAAAGAACGCCAAUCUCUCGGGAAUGGCAUCUUCAGCCCACAGCCGCCGAAAGUU
Messenger RNA from Hyaloscypha bicolor E, 1280 nucleotides. RefSeq lists its product as uncharacterized. The coding region runs from base 34 to 834 and encodes 266 amino acids. The transcript is spliced from 2 exons. The record is from RefSeq and is a predicted model, not a curated record. NCBI's taxonomy places the organism in Eukaryota, Fungi, Ascomycota, Leotiomycetes, Helotiales, Hyaloscyphaceae.